Molecule: messenger RNA, 2004 nt
Organism: Salmo salar (Atlantic salmon)
Lineage: Eukaryota; Metazoa; Chordata; Actinopteri; Salmoniformes; Salmonidae
Source: RefSeq, a predicted model, not a curated record
CAGAACUUCACAAUGGAGGGUAUAGUCGUGGAGGUUCUUGGCGUCCCCAAUAUCCUUGCCUCUGACAGAAUGGUUGACAAGCUCACUAUACACUUCCUGCGACCACGGCACGGGGGAGGAGAGGUGCAGAGAGUGCUGUUUCCAUCUGAUAGCCCGGGACAGGCCUUUGUCAUAUUUGAGGAACCAGAAGUGGCUGCCCAUGUCUCGCGGUUGACCCAUAUGUUGGAGGUGGACCAACAACAAUUUUGUCUCAAAGUCAGAGUAGUUGACAGGCCUGAGGUGGACAUGCCAGUCAAGGCAACUCUGGAUGUGCGUAUGUUCCCCAAUGACAGAGAGGUGCGGCGACUCCUAGACAUCCAUGGCUUUAAGGUGAACGAGCUUCAACAUGGUCAGCUGCUUGUCCAGGGCUCCUUUCUGAAGCUCAGAGCAGUGAAGGCCCAACUGCAGCAGCUCCUACACCAAGACAACCAGCCCCAAUACAACCCUUCCACACCCAGCCUCAGUGGCCAUGCCUCUGGGACCUACAAAGCCUACAGCAGGACGCACCACAUCAAUGGCACCGCAAUGCAUGCUGGGAACAUGAGUCCUAUGUAUGCUGGGAGCAGGAGUCCUAUUUCAGUCAAUGGAGAGCAGUUUGCACAUGUCCUACAGUCUUCUUCCCCUACCAACUAUUCACGGGACUCAGGGUCACCUUGUAGCCUCUCCAGCCCCCGGAGUGGCAACCCAUCUCCCAGUCUUCUGGCACCAGGGUAUGGGGCCAACGUGACCCACAGGAGGAACCCAUCUCCCAGCAGGUCUCGCAGUGUGGUCUCCUUCCUAAUGGAUGCAGAUGUGCUCCGAUAUGCCCAGCGCUUCAGGAAAAAGGACAUUGAUACAAUUCUUGGAAGCAACAACAUUCAAAUGAAUGUGCAGCCUAAUGAAUGUUCCGAUAUCAGUUCUGUUAGCCUUGAGGGGAAGAACCCAAAGAGUGCUAUGGAAAAGCUGCAAGACUAUCUCACUACACUCAACUCAACACUACGCACCCAAGAAAUCCCACUGGAAACAUUCGAUCACAACGAGCAGGUUAGAAUUAGUAAACUGAUUCAGAAGUAUAAUAGUGUUUAUCCUACUGUCCUCGUCAAUCAGGUUGGAGAUAUUCUCCGCCUUGUAGGGCCUUCCAGGGACAGUUAUGACAUGAUGCAGAUUCUCUUGGGAAAACCCCUAGAACUUCCACCAGCCGGGCGAACAGGGAGGGCACUGGACAGGGGCUCAAGGGACAGGAGAAGCAGUUCUCUAUCGAGUCUGCCCAAAAGGAAGGAUGCACCCAUCCCAUGGCAUCAUGUCCCUGUGUCUGCUGCUGUACCAGAUUACCCCCCCUCAAAGUACCAGGGUGACUCUGGGCAUGGACGGACUGUACAGAGGGCUGGAAGCCCAGUACCCUAUACAUCCACCCCCAGUCACAGGGGAAGAAGUCACUCUGAUUCACAGGAGAAAGUAAAGGAGCAGAGAGUAACACAGAGGGACAUCUCUAGGCAAGAACGGGUGGAUGAUGUGGUAGGGCCCUCUGCUGGAGCUCAGAUGCCAGUGAUGAAAAAGAAGUCAUUACUUCCCAAAAUUCCUACAAACAAAGCAGAUUGGAAGAAUAUGCUACCAGGAAAAAAGAAAAGCCAUAACAAGUCACUAGUUUAGAUUCUGACACCUAUAAUACAAUUGGCUUUAGCUGUUUAUUUCUUGAAUACCUUAUAUGUCAUGAUGUGGGGCAAAAUGUUCAAUACAGUUUGGCUUAGGCAAAUUGAUUAUGACAGAUUCUAAUAUGUUCUUUCUUAUGGUCUGAUUUUAAACUAUUAUUGUUAAUAAAUGUGGUUGAUUUUAUUUAUAUUUAUUGAGGGUUCAGAGUAUGACAAAUGUAUUAUAUUUGUAAAUCUUUUUUGUUGCUGUGAUAUUUGUUAUUAUUUUCAUUGUUUUUGAGACUAAAUCACUAUCGAAAGGUUUUGUAGAAAAUAUGCAAAUGAAACGUAAUUCGUU